AGUUAAAGGUGUUUGCUGGUGAAUGAACCCAGCUGUAGCCCGCAAAUAAAUAUUCGUCUUUACGCUUCCUCCACUGUGUUACAAGAAGGGACUUCGAUUAGUGUGUCAAAGAAGACUAAACGCAACCCGAAGCUUUUUUACAAAACUCCGACGAGCAGAUAGUCGCUGCCCUACGCAGGAGUGUCGAAACCACUGACGCCUUGUGACUCGUUGGGUGGUUGGAGCCAAGAUCGAGGUAGCAAGCGAUCAAGCCUUCCAAUGAAAAGGACGACAAUGCCCCUGCUCCUGAGUUUCAGAGUGUGGCUGCUGCUGGUUCGUGGCCUCUGUGUCUUUGUAGUCACAUCUGCAGCUCCUGUAACGAAUGACGCAGACAUUAAAUCACGGGAUGAAAAUCCUGGGGAGAUAAUCAAGACGCCGCUUAGUGAAAAAGAUCCAAUGCUUCAAAAAUACCAAGAUUUUCCAAAGGGUCUUUUAUACGGCAGUCUUGUAUUGAAGUUUUCUUCACUAAAAGAAGAUUCUCACCGGUUAUGCAAGAUGACAUACGACGCAAACAAAGGAACUUUGCCUGACGGACAGAUUGAACUUCUCACAACGUCAACUAACGAAGAUUACAGGGACAUGAUUCAAGGGUUUGCUCCAGAAACCGUCGAAGGUCACAAUGAAUCAUAUAAAGCUCUAGCUUGGAUUGAUCGCGGUGUCUAUUAUGCAACGAGAGUGAUCUUCACAGACUACAAAUACUGCACUAUACUCAGAACUGAAGAAUAUAAAAACCUGUGCGAACUUUUUGUUGCUGGCCGUUAUGAUUCCGACAGGGUAAAUGGAUGGUGCUAUUUUAUCUACUUUGUGUUCUGUGGAUCACCGGCAGUCUCUUUCGACAAUUUACGGGAAUGUUGGCCGGAAGCAGCAGACUAAACGAAUUCAGAAAUCAAGCAGAAAUAAAUUAGCAAAGCU
This is a messenger RNA of Ixodes scapularis (black-legged tick), 951 nucleotides long. RefSeq lists its product as uncharacterized. The record is from RefSeq and is a predicted model, not a curated record. The transcript has 8 exons. The coding region runs from base 259 to 912 and encodes 217 amino acids. Lineage: Eukaryota; Metazoa; Arthropoda; Arachnida; Ixodida; Ixodidae.